Gracilinanus agilis (Agile Gracile Mouse Opossum) is the source of this 920-nucleotide messenger RNA. It is a transcript of the gene MTHFD2L, whose product is annotated as methylenetetrahydrofolate dehydrogenase (NADP+ dependent) 2 like. The transcript is spliced from 7 exons. NCBI's taxonomy places the organism in Eukaryota, Metazoa, Chordata, Mammalia, Didelphimorphia, Didelphidae. Gene Ontology annotation, cellular component: mitochondrion. Gene Ontology annotation, molecular function: methylenetetrahydrofolate dehydrogenase (NAD+) activity; methylenetetrahydrofolate dehydrogenase (NADP+) activity; methenyltetrahydrofolate cyclohydrolase activity. Gene Ontology annotation, biological process: tetrahydrofolate interconversion. The record is from RefSeq and is a predicted model, not a curated record. The coding region runs from base 25 to 894 and encodes 289 amino acids.
GCCACCAUUAUCUCAGGAACUGAAAUGGCCAGACAAAUCUGUGAAGAAAUACGACAUGAGGUAGAAUCAUGGGUGUCUCUUGGGAACAGAAAACCUCACCUCAGUAUCAUUUUAGUAGGAGACAACCAAGCAAGCCAUACAUAUGUAAGAAAUAAGAUAAAAGCUGCCACAGCAGUAGGCAUUGGUAGUGAGGUUAUUCUGAAACCUAAAGAUGUUUCUCAGGAAGAACUUUUGGACAUAACUGAACAACUGAACAUGGACUCAAGAGUUAGUGGUAUAUUAGUUCAACUACCUUUGCCAGACCACAUAGAUGAACGGACGGUAUGUAAUGGAAUUGCCCCUGGAAAAGAUGUAGAUGGAUUUCAUAUUGUUAAUGUUGGACGAUUGUGUCUUGAUCAGCAUUCUCUGGUACCAGCCACUGCCUGUGCUGUUUGGGAGAUAAUAAAAAGAACAGGAAUUAAAACAUUUGGGAAAAAUGUGGUUGUGGUUGGAAGAUCCAAGAAUGUAGGAAUGCCCAUUACAAUGCUUUUACACACUGAUGGAGAGCAUGAGAGACCUGGAGGUGAUGCAACAGUGACAAUAACUCAUAGGUAUACUCCAGAAGAGCAACUGAAGAUUCACACACAAUUGGCUGAUAUUAUCAUAGUUGCUGCAGGCAUUCCAAAGAUGAUUACCUCUGACAUGGUAAAAGAAGGUGCUGCUGUUAUUGAUGUAGGAAUCAACCAUAUCCGUGACCCUAUAACAGGAAGGACAAAAUUAGUAGGUGAUGUGGACUUUGAAGAAGUUAAGAAGAAAGCUAAGUUUAUCACUCCAGUGCCAGGCGGUGUGGGGCCUAUGACUGUGGCAAUGCUUCUGAGGAAUACCCUUCUGGCAGCCAAGAAGAUAAUUUACUAGAUAACUCUUGAUACAUGGAACUAAAA